Molecule: messenger RNA, 243 nt
Organism: Prunus armeniaca (apricot)
Lineage: Eukaryota; Viridiplantae; Streptophyta; Magnoliopsida; Rosales; Rosaceae
Source: the annotation of a GenBank genome assembly
AUGUCGGCAGUCGCCCCAUCUCUUCAAAUGCUAGAAGGGGUGGAAAUGGGCGGAGGCUCUUCGAACAGUGGAGGCAGCGGAUCUAACGUUGGAGGGGUUUUGGGACCUCCUUCGGUGAGUUUGAGUGACUCUUGGGUUGUGUUGACACCAAAGUUGACCCCUCGUAAACUUCACAAUCAAAUCCCACCAAUUAGGGAAUUCUCCAUACCUCCAACAUGUCCAAAAUCCCACAAAACGGGGUAG